CCUGACCCCCCCUUCUCCCCCAGCCUCAUCCCCACCGCCUUCCUGGGCACGGCCGCCAUCUUCGGCUGCUUCUCGCUCAGCGCUCUCUACGCCCGGCGCCGCAGUUUUCUCUACCUGGGAGGUUUCCUGCUCUCCGGCCUCACCCUGCUGCUGCUCUCCUCCCUGCUCAACGCGCUGCUGGGCUCCGUGUGGCUCCUCACGGCCAACCUCUACGUGGGGCUGAUGCUGAUGUGCGGCUUCGUGCUGUUCGACACCCAGCUGAUCAUCGAGAAGGCAGAGAGCGGGGAUAAGGACUACAUCUGGUGGGUGGGGGCUGGGGUGCUAUGGGGCGCUGUGGGGUGGCUUAGGGGUGCUGUGGGGUGGGGUUGA
Molecule: messenger RNA, 369 nt
Organism: Phasianus colchicus (ring-necked pheasant)
Lineage: Eukaryota; Metazoa; Chordata; Aves; Galliformes; Phasianidae
Source: RefSeq, a predicted model, not a curated record